CAUCUGCCACGCGCAGCUGUGCAAAACAAACAAGAAUUAUAGUCAAAGUAGUCAGUUACCUGUUGAUUUCUGUCUUUUUCUCUUAUUCCCAAGUCCGCACUCGCUGACGCACGACCUGCCAUCAGAAAUACGACAAGUGAGAGUGGCUGUAACACGUGCGCAGAAGGAGAGACAAGGAACCUGGAGAUAAAAGAGGGAAAAUCGCUGAAAACUGCGAGGUGACGGCGACCGUCAGCUGGAGGACGAGUUCUUCCUCUUCCUUCAAGUCAGCAAAAAGUCUAGCAAAAUUUCUGGUUAAAGCCCUACGCGGAAGGCCACGAUGACCAGCUACAUCAAGGGGAUUUACAGCUACGUCAGACCGGGUAGUGAAACUGCAGCGCCAGCCACAUCCAGCCCUGCCACAAGCCCUACGCAGAGUCUACCCCCGACACCCACGGAGACUAAACCGGAGCAGCAGCCAGGCUAUCUGAAAUGGGCUGUAUCUGGAGUGGCAUCGGGCAUCUAUAACGUAGGCUCCAACACCCUAGGUGCGGGUGUCACGAGUGUGAAGUGGGUGGCUGGCACGACCUACAACGUGGGGGCAGGCGUUGUUGGGACAGCUGGUACUGUUGUAGGAACAGUAGCAGGCACAGCAGGCACUGUGGCCAGCACUGUGGGUUCAGGAGCUUCUGCAAUUGUCUCCAAGGUUGCUACCAAGAAAAAGGAACAUUCGGACUAAGGGGUGGUAGUGGUAUGAUUUUUUUAUUUUUAUAGUUUUGGUCCUUUUUUUAUAUAUAGAUAUAUAACCACUUGUUUUACUAUAGCUGUUUGGUAUUGAAGCCACGUAUGAGAGAAACAUCCAAGUGCUUCAAAAAAAUUGGCAGCUUUUUUUUCUCUCUCUCUCUUGUGUUGUAUGUGUAGAAUGCAGUAUUGUAAAAAAAUGUAUAAAAAACCUGAAAUCAAGGUAGGUGCUACUGUAUGGUAAAAAAUGGUAUAUUUCUAGUAAUUGGUGAAAUGGAUUCCCCCUCAAAAGAGAGAACAAAAAUGAGUAAAACUGUUUAGUAAUAUGUAGGAGAUAUGGUAUUAUAGAUUUUUUGGGGGAAAUUUGAAUGAAUGUAAACUUAAUUUGAAAUCUGUUGAAGGUUCACUUUAAAAUACAGUAGUAUUGGAUGCUAAAUGUAACUUUCCAGAAUGAUAAGUAUGUUCAUAGUAACAAAAACAAACAAAUAAAAAACACAAAGGAAAGUUUGGGCAUUGAGGUAGAUGUUCAUUCUUUCAACUGUCUGUCUGGUAUCGAUGAACAAAUCGGGAAAAGAUUCAUAUAUAUGAUUAUUAAAACCAAAAGCUCCUUGAGAGUUAUAAAAUCAUAUACGAGCUGAAUUAUUUUUCCCAGGGAAGAUUUUAAUGGAUGGGUUUUGUUUAAGUGUAUGUAAUCGUGGGAUUAUAGCUUUACAUAACGAGAUUAAAGGUAGGAGGAUCCCUUGUUGUCGAAUGAAAGUAAAGGAAUUGUCUGUUUAUAAUACCCAAUGUUCGUAGUGUUGUGAGGAGAGAUGGUGGGAAACAAAGGCAAGUUUGUUUAGGCCAAGUACUUCGAGUCAUAAAGAGAGUAAUAGUUAUUGCUUGGAUAAUUCCCCCCUUCCCCCCAAAAAAAAGACCUGCAUCAGCCAUGAUAUGUCAGACUCAGGGUUCAAGGGAAAAAGGUUUGGUUCCCAACAAGCAAAGUGCUUCCAUUGAUUUGGUAACCUAAUGUGUCUGUCAAAAAGGUAACUUUAGGUGUUGAGAGACAAUCAUGAGUGUUUGGCUUUGUACUACAUGGUACGUAGAUGUACUUUAGGCAGUAAAGCAACACAUUAUUUUUGGUAGACCUUUUGACCUUUUGACCUGUUGAAAGCAGAAAGGAUUUCAGGAAGUAAUAUCCUGGUUAUUGCUUUUUUAUGCAUUGUUGAUUCAGUAUUUUUUGCAAGAAUGACAGUGAAGUCAAGUAGUAAUAGAUCAUUUUUGUGAAUGGAGUCAUGGAGAUAUUCUAGAUUUUAGCAAAGUCAGUUGAAAAAAGGAAAAAAAAAAAUCUUUAAUUUGUAAAGCAGAUACAAUAAAUGGUAUUUGGUUUUGAUGUGCGGAAAAUCUUUCUAAUGACUUGAUGUUGGUAUUUUUACAUACAAUUUGCAGAAAUUUUCUUAAUAUCAGUUAUGCUUAUGAAACUGGACUUUGAUCUUGCCAGAACCAUAUGUUAUGCUUAAAAUAUAAAUAUAAUAGAUAAGUUUUUACAGGAACUUCAUAUAAUGAUUUAUGUGCAUGCUGUUAGGUUUAAGGGAAGACAUUACAAGGAGAAUGUUCACCAUAAGCCAGUCAUCUUACAGAUUUCUUGUGCUGCAGGCAAGAAAAAUGUAAGAUCACACUAUGAAAAUGGCUUUUGCCCACUUGUAAAUUUGAUCUCAUUUCUGAUCACACUUUUGAAAAAAAAGGAUUUUUUUUUUUUUUUUUUUUCUAUAGUUCCUUCAUAGCGGUCGUUGAUUUUUCCCCCUCUCUAUUUCUAGUAUGUAGUUCCAAUUUUCAGUGUACAGUUCCUCAUUUAUAUACUAUUAGUUUGCUUCAAAUGUAUAGUUUAAAUUUCUUUUUCUAGUUCAGUUUCAGUACACAGUUCCUCUUAUUAUAAACCAGAUGUAUCUGCACCCUCUUACACUGAAGAUUCUGUUGUAGGUAAUCUGUUUGAAUUUGAUUAUUUAGUUGAUGCAAAUACUGUAUUGCUGGGCAAGAGAGUGUUAUUGACUAAAAUUGAUUUGUACAAGUGUAAAUUAUGAGAAUCUCCAGGGAACAAAUUACUGUGCCAUACAAAUGUAAGUCAUUAUUAUUAUUAUUAUUUUUUUUUUUACAUUAUCUAGUUAUUUUUAUACCAGUGUCAUACAUUUAUAAUGAUAUAUACGUGAUGCAUUAUAGAAUAAAAGAGAAAAGAUAUCUUUAAUUUCAGUGAUUGUUUGAUGUUCAUACCAUCAUUAGUAAACAUUGUGAUGGUAAAAUCAAGAUUGAGUCCAUUUUGGUGUUUAGAUGAAGUCAGUUGUAGAUUUAAGAGUGAAAAUAUACUUGGUAUGAUAAGCCAGGGUGUCGUUAAAAUAACAUGAAAUUUCAACAUAAUGGUUAAUUUGACAUUAUUGGUAGUAAAAUCCAGAGAUUUACCAUAUGUGAUAUUAUAAUUGUCUUAGUAAGGUGCUUCGGUUGCGGUACCCUUAGUACAAACAAUCUCUAAUCAGCUCUAGUGCAAUAUUUUAAUAAAACUGAUAUCUACUGGAAAUAGAUUUUGUAUGAUGAUAGUUUAGUUGUCAGUGAGAAGUUCAAAAAAACAAAACAUUGAAUAAGAUUAACAAAGGGGUAAAGUUGUUUAAAUAUCUCUUGGUUAAAUGGAAUGAAGUGAUUGAUUAGAUUUAAAAAUUGGGUUUUUAGUUUCAUGUGUACAUAGUUAAUUAAUGGUGAUACUGGGCACUUCUCUGAUACAAGAACUGCAACUCUGGUUUUCCUCCAAGAAAUGCAGUAUUAGUGUUAUAAGAGGCCAGUGAAGUUAUGAUAAAAACUUUGAACGAUGAGGACCACUUGUUAAAACAAUCUGAUAAAGUAUUUAAUUGCAGCUCAGGUUUAAUGUUUGAUAGUAUGGUGAGCACAGUCAAGUCCAUUCAUAAAGCAUUGAGAAAUGGAGGGAGUGCUUAUGGAAUUAGUUAUUCAGGAGCUAAGUAUUAUGUGAGGAAAUCUUUUAUAUACAGUUUUAAAGCCUAUUUUGUGAAUCAAAAUACCAUUCUAGUGAAUGUAUGGAAAUAUUUACCUGCAGAAUUGGGAAGUACUCAUGGUACUGUUAAGACGUGUUCACACCUGUUCACAUGAUUGAGCACUGCCAGAUGGGCACUUGCUUGAUACCUGUUGUUAGGGCAAAAUUGACACCUAAACCAAGGAAGGGUACCUAUGGUUGAGUGAAUUCAAUCAAUAGAUACGGCUGUCUGCCUUGUAGUUUGACCAUUUGCCUCCGAGUAAGCCAGACACCAGUACCCCUGUGUACAUGACACAAAGCUUUGCCUGCUAAGAGGACAAAGUCUGCCAGGCAUUAUUCAGUCAUGUGAACAGAGCAUAACAUUUUUAAGGUUUCCUACACUGAGAAAAUUAUAUACUGAAAAGUACCUGUUGCAGCAGCUUCUAGGAAAAAUAUUUCAGAACAGCAAAUUUUGCCAUUUGUGGUAUUUGUUUAAAAAAAAAUUGUGCCAUUAUAAAGUAUUGGAAGUUGUUUUCCUAGGGGUUGCAGUGACUGACUUUUUGAUAUGUAAUCAUAUGUGGAAGAUAAUUUCCAAGUCUAAAAGGAAUGGUACUUUUCAUCUCUGUUUGCCAGUGUAAUAGAAUAGGAUUUUUACAUUGCAUAUGGUAAUAAGUAAGGUUACAGGUGAACACUCAUGCUCUAGAAUAAGCAUAGACCAUAUUAAGAAACUGAUAGUUAAAUAGUAAUUAAGAUUGUUGCUCAUGAUAGUUUCUAUAUAUUCUGAUAAAUAAAAAAAGUUGUCAAGUCCAUAAAUGUGAGGCAGAAAA
This is a messenger RNA of Penaeus vannamei (Pacific white shrimp), 4536 nucleotides long. RefSeq names its product transmembrane protein 263. The record is from RefSeq and is a predicted model, not a curated record. NCBI's taxonomy places the organism in Eukaryota, Metazoa, Arthropoda, Malacostraca, Decapoda, Penaeidae.